Molecule: messenger RNA, 1593 nt
Organism: Fonsecaea erecta
Lineage: Eukaryota; Fungi; Ascomycota; Eurotiomycetes; Chaetothyriales; Herpotrichiellaceae
Exons: 1
Coding region: 1-1593 (530 amino acids)
Source: RefSeq, a predicted model, not a curated record
AUGGAUGACGGCUCCGAGAACGGCAGCCAGGAACACUACUCUUUACUCACCCGGAUCCUCACAGCAUGUACUCGUCCGUUCCGGACUUCUGACCAAAAAUCAACUCCUGCCUCGCAAUUGAAGACUGCAUCUUCUAUUCGAGGAGCGUCACUCAACGCGCCUCCAUUACAUCAACAACAAACAGGUAACAGUCACCCUGACAGAAAAGACAAAAUGCACAGUAAAGCCAAAGAGGGGCAUGGAUGCCUCCAACAAUCUAUCAACGAUGAAUCCUUCUGGCAGAUGCCUGAUAUGGAGCUCCUCCAGCUCAUAAAGUCCGAGUUCCCGGAAGAAUUGGAACGGCUCAAGAAGGCCACGUUUUUGCGCAACCCGGAUGCACCUCGCCCAGAAGGCCCUUCGAUCUCAGAGUCACUAUACGGACAGGAUUUUGCCGAGAUCAACCGCACCCUUGUUGGUGUUUUGGCUCUCCGAUGGCUUUACAAUGAUAACUACGAGACUUUUGUGGGCACCCAGGGCCCGCCGCCCGUUGUGUUGAAACACGACUCCUUCGACUGGCUGCGUAACCUCUUUCAAAGAGGCCUCAGAUCCGCAGAUGACACCUACGCGCUCAUAACUUCAAUGGUAAUCAACGAUCUGGGCAAAGACCCCACGCUUGCCGCAGACUAUGCCGCAAGGAAAGGGAUUGAUAUCUCCCAGGUCAACCACGACAUGAUUCUCUAUCACGCAGUUGAGGCGGGGAUGGUGCCUGCGCUGGAGAGCCUGACACAAGAAGACAAGGAGUAUCUCCUCUUGGGCAUCACACUGGGCUCGGACUUCAAUUUCGGACAACUGGCUCAAGCAGAAAAUGCACCGGCUUCUCUCUCGGGACUCGUGGAAAUGCGAGGCCAUGACCGCGCUUUUGAGAUGCGUUUCAUGGAACAGAUCCUGGAUCUCGCGGGAGCCUCUGGACAUGAAGACUGGACCUGUGCUAAGAAAAUGAUUGAGCCCAUCUUCCAGUCGUAUAAAAACGUGUAUCACGUUGCCCACGGCAUCAUUCAGGCAAAGAUGGACGUUCGACAGGGCUACGAUAUCAUUCUGAUCCGAAAGCUGGAAUUACUCCACCAAGCUGGUUAUACCCGCCAAUUCAAUGUCGAAAACCACACAGAUCGUGCCCUGAUGCGACUGUUCUGUCUGGGCAAUACCUCGAGCCCAGACAAUGCUGAUGUAUUUUACUACGCCUUCAAAGAAGGUCUGUCCGAGGAAGUGCGAGAGAAAUUGGUACAUGGCCUAAAUGUUGACGGGUCCAUCGAGGAACCUGCCGUGCAACCAACGUAUAUUCCGGCGAUGUUGACAAAGGCUGUGGGGAGGACCUUGACCGGCUCGCAGGAAGAGAAGAUCAAAGCUGUCACUGCAGUACUGCGAUAUCUUACCCGAUGUCUGGAGCUGGAUGCAUCAAGCUUGGGGAAACUGCCGCGAGGCGUGACGGUGGUUGAGAGGGACGUGAGAAAGAUCAGUCCUGUGCUGGAGAGCGACGAGUUCAAGCACGAUCCCGAUAUCCUGGACCGGGAAGAUAUCCCCGGGGAGCAAGUCGCCAAUAUGGCUCGCGAAUUUUGA